Molecule: messenger RNA, 5416 nt
Organism: Drosophila obscura
Lineage: Eukaryota; Metazoa; Arthropoda; Insecta; Diptera; Drosophilidae
Gene: RhoGAP93B
Product: hornerin
Exons: 14
Coding region: 451-4686 (1411 amino acids)
Biological process (GO): signal transduction
Cellular component (GO): cytoskeleton; cytoplasm
Molecular function (GO): protein binding; GTPase activator activity
Source: RefSeq, a predicted model, not a curated record
UAAAUAACAAGAAACAUGCAGUUGCACAAACGAAAAGCAAAGCGAAAAUAUGGCCUGUAAAUUAUGUCAUAAAUGUGAAAGUGUUUUCCAGUUGCAUUGCAACAACAACAACAACAAACGCAAAAUCGUCCACGGCACGCAUGUGAAAAAGGAGUGCGAGUGGGUAGAAAAAAUCAAUUGAGAAAGAAAAAUUGCAUUUUCGCUGCCGCGGCCAAAACGAAAAUAAGUGAAAAAAAUAGAUAUAUAUAUAUAUAUUAAGUGCGUUCGUGUGUGGUGUGUGUGUGUGUAAGGAAACAAAGUGGAAUAAGCAGAGGCAAGCAGCAGAAAUAGCAAAAGGAGACACAGCAGCAGCAGCAGCACCAGCGAAGACGACGACAACAACAACACCAAGAGAAACCCGCCGCCCCAUCAGUCGAGACAGAGCGGCCAGUAAUAAAGAGCAGAAAAAAAAUGAGUUCAAGUUGUGAAAGAAUAGAAUGGGUAGAAAUCAUCGAGCCACGCACCAAGGAGCAUAUGUAUGCCAAUCUCACAACUGGCGAAUGCGUUUGGGAUCCACCAGAAGAUGUGCCAAUUAAGCGGACCGACUCAUCGCAGUGGUGGGAACUGUUUGAUACGAAUACGCAACGAUUCUACUACUAUAAUGCGGCCACGCAGAAGACCGUGUGGCAUCGGCCGAGCAAGUGCGACAUUAUACCGCUGGCCAAGCUGCAGACGCUCAAACAGAACACCGAUCCCAGUGAGCGGCGGGAGCAGACAACGCCCCAGAAGCAUCCACCGCCGCAGCAGCAGCCAACACAGCUACAACCACAGACACAGACACAACCACUGCUGCAGCAACAGCAACAGCAGCAGCAGCAUCUGCCACAGCAGGCAUCGCCCAUGUCAGGGCCAAAUAAGAAGGGGCGUGGCCAGCGUAUCAGCGGCGGUAAUGGUACAGUGGCCAGCUCCGAGGAGAAGCUGCCCGGCACUGGCACUGGCACUGAAAUGAUCUCUAGUCCGCGUGGACGCCAAAGCUUUCGCGUCGGCACAGGUGACUCAUCCCGCUCGAUGGACCUGCAGCAGCAGCAGCAGCAGCAGGCCUACGCCUCCAGACGUUCACAAGACUCCUGCAAUCACUACAAGGAAUCGGGCAAAUCCAGUGACUCGAGCCUGUCCAGUGCGCAUGGCUAUCGACGCUUCAACGAUGCGGGCAAUGGCAUAGGCGGAGUGCCAGCAGCAGCACCUGGCCACGCCGAGAGCUUGCGGCUGGGCUCCCUGCAAAAGCAUCAGCGCAGCGGCGGCAAGGAUAAUGGAGCCUUUGAAAUGUUGCAAGAGAGCGUCAGCUCGCAUAAUUUACCGCAUGGCACCACAACGUCCAACACAUCCUCAUCGUAUAUUGGUGGCGGCACGGGCACGGGGAUGGGCACUGGCACGGGCACGGCCACGGGCACGGGCAGUGGCAGUGGCUAUGGCGACAAGUACUUUGAUCAUCAGCUUCUGCCCAAUCAUAUGCAGGGCUAUUGCUCAUCCAAGUCAUCGGACAUUGCCUCGCCCACCCACUCCAUACAUACGCCGCAGUCGCAAAAGAAGAAGAUAUCGCCAGAUGCAGCGCCUACGGCCACGCCGUACAAUUACGCACAGCAGCAGCAUCAACAAAGGCACGCACAACGCACUGGAGGAGGUGGAGCAGGCGUAGGCGGUGGCGGCGGAGUUGCAGGAACGCCAGUGGGUAAAUCUUAUGGCGGAGAUCGCGAGUACAAAGUGUCGUUGGCCCGCUCCGGCAGCUUCAUGUCUUCCUCGAUCAAUCCCGCUGCCGCUGGACAUCACAGCAAAUCCUAUCGCAAGAGCAGCGCCGAAGCGGCCAAUGGCGGGGCAGCCAGCGAUGAUUCAAUGCACGAGAAGUAUUUCAAAUCGGUGGAGAAUACGCCACUGUCCAGGCGACGGCACACAACCAAUGCCACAAAGAGUGGCAGUGCGGGGGGCGGCGGUGCCAGUGGCAGCAAUACAGCCACAAGUACAGCGGGCAGCGGCAGCAGCAGCCACAAGAAGCACUCGAGCGACUCGAGUCCACAGAGUCCGAUUAGUCCGCAGACAAAGAGCUCGCGGCAGGCCAAGACGAGUGCCACGAAUCCGCUGCCCCAGCUGCAGCACUCGCCCAGGAUCCAGGAGCCCAGUCACAGUCUGGAUCUGCUGAGCCUCGAGCGGAUCACGCUGGGCAAGGCGGCGGCACCCAUCUCGCCUGGCGGCGGAGCAGGCACCGAGAAUCUGGGCCUGCUGACGCACUCUUCGCGUGGCUCCAAUGACUCUGCCCGGCAGCGCCAGAAGUCCAACAACUCGACGGCAAAUCGCUCGCAAACGCAUCAUUAUCCCGGCCAAGGAUCGCUGCGGCACAGCGCCAGCUCCAGCCUGGACAAGCGUGGUGGUGGUGGUGGUGGCGGUGGUGGUGGCUACCACCACAGCGGUGUGGCAGAGAAGCGACGCUCCAAGCAGCAGCAACAGCAGCAUCACCUGCAGGCGGAGAACAGCGAUGCAGAGUACGACAAUGGCAACACUUCGCCGCUGUACAGCAACUGGGAUCAGGAGAUGCCGCAUCUGUGGGAGAUGCAGCACUACAUCAUCGAGCAGGCGAAGCUCUCGGGUCGCUAUGACUAUCGCGUUGGCGAUGGCAACGACUCGGACUCGUAUCACUCGGACAGCCAGUCGGAGCAUUCGCUGUCUGGCCAUGAGCCGGACAACGAGGACUCGGAUGGCGGCUCCGAUACGCACGGUGGCUACUUGGAGCACAACUAUGGCAUGAUCGAGGAUUAUGCCAACAUGGGCGACAGUGCCUCCUACUAUGCGUAUCAGUAUCCGCCAUAUGAUCCUGCUGGCAGAGAGGAUAUUUCCGAUAAUGUGGAGGCUGUGCUCGAGGGGAUUGGCGGCAAUGCGGAACCCUCAACGCAACCCUCUGUGCCCAAGCCAAAGCCUCAGCCUCUGCCUCAGCCUCGCUAUCAGUUCGCACACUAUGACACCGUAUCGCACAGUCCCUCGGCCGGCGGCGCCUACCAUGGUCAGCAGCUUUACUCGAAUACCCCACCCUAUCAAGGUCAUGGUCAUGGGCAUGGCCAUCACGUCCAGCCACCGGCACCGCCGCAUCAGCAGCUGCAUCUGGAUCCGAGCGACUCCAAGCAGAAGCAAUCACAAACGCUGCCCUCGCCCAAUCGUCAAAUCUCGCGUCUGGCAGCAGCCGGCAGCCAUCAGGGAUCGGCAGCAGCAGCAACAGCCACAGCAUCAGCCAAAGAUGAGGCCAAUCAUGGCCCCCACAGCCAUAGUCUGGUUGCCGGACAACAGCAGGGCACGGCCGCUAGCUUGUCACGUGCGGGUGGCCAUAAGCUGGCACCGCCAUCGCUCAAGCCCACCAUACAGCAGAUCUUUCCGCCCAGCGAUCGGGCACCGGGUGGCAUCAAUAGCGGUAUGGGACACGGCGCCACGCUGGCCUGCAUGAAGGAAUGUGAUAUCGAGAAGUUUGCCGCCGACAAUCUGAAUCUGCACUCGAAGGGCAUCUUCCGGAAGAAGGCAUCGGUGCGGGAUAUGCUCAGUUGGACGGCGGAGGCCAUCAGUCGGCCCAUGCUGACCCUGUCGCGGGACAAGGCUGACAAGAAGACGGCCAUUGAGCUGUUCAAACUGGUCCAGAUCUACAUGGCUGAUCGAAAGGCACGCAUGGGCAUGAAUCUCAAUUCGGUGGCCAUUGACAUCAUCACCGCAUCCUUGCCGCAGCAACAAUUAAGGGAUGAGCUGUAUGUGCAGUUGUGCCGCCAAACGACGGAGAAUCCCAAGCGAGAGUCGCUCAUACGUGGCUGGGAACUGAUGGCCAUUUGUUUGUCCUUUGUGCCGCCUUCGCCCACCUUUCAGCCCACGCUGCUCAACUAUGUGAAUCGCCAUAGGGAUCCUUCGUUUGCCACCAGCUUCAUGGAGGUGUGCAAGUGGCCCAUUCAUGUGCAGAUCUCGCAUUAUGCGACAGUCUGCUGUCGUCGCUUGGAUCGCAUAGGCAGCAGCGGCAGAAGACUGGCCAAAAAGCCCACAGAAGAUGAGGUGGAACAGGCGAGGCAACAAAUCCUGCGGAACAGCAUGUUUGGCAAUACGCUGUCAGAGGUGAUGGACCUGCAAAAGGAUAAGUUUCCAUUUCGCAAGUUGCCCUGGAUACAGACCACACUGUCAGAGCAUGUUCUGCUGCUUAAUGGCAAGCAAACGGAGGGCAUAUUUCGCGUCUCAGCGGAUGUGGAUGAGGUGAGCUGCAUGAAGAAUCGCCUGGAUCGGUGGGAUGUUCCUGACUAUAAGAACACAAUGGUUGAUGCCCAUGCCCCAGCGAGCCUGCUUAAGCUGUGGUAUCGCGAACUGUAUGAUCCGCUUAUACCGGAUGCCUAUUAUGAGGAUUGCGUGAAUACCGAGGAUCCCGACAAAGCCAAAGAAAUAUUUACUAAGUUGCCCGAAAUAAAUCAGCUGGUUCUAACGUAUCUAAUACACUUCCUGCAACAAUUCUCCAUUCCGGAGGUGGUGAGCAAUACCAAAAUGGACUCCUCGAACCUGGCCAUGGUAUUUGCACCGAAUUGCCUGCGCUGCACAUCCGAUGAUCCCAAGGUGAUAUUGGAGAAUGCGCGCAAGGAGAUGUCGUUUAUGCGCACCCUAAUACUGCACAUGGACACCACAAAAGUGGAGAAUCUGGUCUAGAAUACAAACUACUACCUACCCUAACCCUACCUACCCUACCUAUCUACCUAUCUACCUAUCCCUAUAUGUAAACGUUAUUAACCUAUCCUAGCUUUACUCUACACCAAAAAACAAAAAAAAUCUUAACUUAAACUUGAAUUUCUACAAUCGGAAACGAAGGAAAGAAUCUUAACUAUUACUUUAAUGUUGAAACUCAUUUUGCUGCUCGCAUUUUCUCCAGUCUAAUUGCUAUCCAAAAACUCGAAUUUUAUUAUUAUUAUUAUUUUUUGUAUUGUCUAGGCAGCUUGUUCAGAACAAACAGCAGCAGCAGCAGCAAAUCACACACUCGAAAUACUCGAAGAACUUGCAACAUUUAGUGCUUUUUGAAACCAAAAAAAAAAAAAAAACAAAAACGAAAAGAAUAUGAAGAAUGAAAAAUGAAAAUAAGAUAACCAAAACUGUUAACUCAAUGUGUGCAUGCCUAGUUAUGUGUCAAAUUGUAGUUGAAUUAAUUUAAUUUGCAUUUCGAAUUAUUGUGUUUAUUAACUUUAAAUGGAAUUUAAAUCAAAGCAAAGGCAAAACCAAUACUCAAAGCAACUCUUAACUCUCAAAAAAGAAAUAAAAAUAAAAGAAAAGAAAAGCAAAGCAAACCUUGAACAACUUCUUGCAGAAGCCUAUAAAUAGUUCUAAAGUAAAGAUAAACCUAAAGAUAAAUAUAUAAAUAUAAAUAUUAAAGAAUAACAAAUCUAUA